AUGUCUUCGUCUCUCACGCGCCUCAUCCCUCCCACCCCAGCCCAAUCCAGUGCCAAAGCACGGCUACUCACUCCCACGACGCAACCGAUCCCACUCCAGAGCUCGGCACUAGCAAAGCGAUACAGCUACAUCCACACCGCACUGGUACCGGCGUACUACUACCUCCGUGCAUCAGAGCUGGUCAAGGAUCCUCUGCCGACACUAAUCACAGAUGUCGUGGUCGUGGCCUUGGUGCAGGCACUCUUCUGUGUCCUCUCACUCCCAACUGCUGGAAGCUGGGCUAGUGGUACCAGUGGAGGCAAGAUAAUCGAGGGGACGGCCACGAUCAAGAGUCCUAAGGCUUCCAAGGUUACUGGAGGGGCCUCCGCGGUCGGUAGCAUGCGGAAGAAGGUCGGGCCUGUGGGAGCCAAAAGUUCAUCCAGACCGGGUGUCAUCACUGAGAGCGUUGGGCAGAGAGUCAUGCCAACUUUCUUCUCCCUCGUUCUAACUCUCGUCGUUCCGCCAAUCCCCCUCACGAUCAUCGCCCUCGUUCUCGGCGCGCCUCUCUACCCAACCUCUCUCCUAUAUCACACCCUCCUCCUCGCGCUGCAUGUAUCUCUACUCGCCUUCCUACCUAUCUUCUACGCGCACGGUGUCUCCUCCUCUGCUUGGCGUGAUGUGGCUGCUGCAUGGCUGCCGUUCGACGAAGCAGGUGUGUGGGCCGGCACUGUUGGAGCCAUGGUGGGCGGUUGGGUCGGUGCGGUCCCUAUUGCGCUUGACUGGGAUCGUGAGUGGCAGAAAUGGCCAUGCACGGUCGUCUGGGGUGUUGUGCUGGGGUGGACAAUGGGGAGAGUUCUGACGAGUGUUGUUGGGUUGGGUGUCGGUAAGAGGAUCGACCUCAGCGAGACGGAGGAGGAAAAUCACCAUGCGAGACCCGAAUUCGUCCUCGCGGAGAAGAGUCGUUGA
Molecule: messenger RNA, 945 nt
Organism: Exophiala bonariae
Lineage: Eukaryota; Fungi; Ascomycota; Eurotiomycetes; Chaetothyriales; Herpotrichiellaceae
Exons: 2
Coding region: 1-945 (314 amino acids)
Biological process (GO): GPI anchor biosynthetic process
Cellular component (GO): endoplasmic reticulum membrane
Source: RefSeq, a predicted model, not a curated record